Manduca sexta (tobacco hornworm) is the source of this 3285-nucleotide messenger RNA. Its product is annotated as protein transport protein Sec31A-like. Lineage: Eukaryota; Metazoa; Arthropoda; Insecta; Lepidoptera; Sphingidae. Gene Ontology annotation, cellular component: COPII vesicle coat; endoplasmic reticulum exit site. Gene Ontology annotation, biological process: COPII-coated vesicle cargo loading; endoplasmic reticulum organization; intracellular protein transport. Gene Ontology annotation, molecular function: protein binding; structural molecule activity. The record is from RefSeq and is a predicted model, not a curated record.
AUGGUCACCAUAUUGCUGGAUGCUUUUACUGAACUGAAGAAUGGGGCUAAUGUUAUUUUCAUAUUUCCAGGACAUGUGUCAGCGCUGGAUAUCAACCCGUACCAGAAGAACUUGCUCGCGUCAGGCGCGUCCGACAGCGAGAUUUACAUCUGGGACUUAAACAACACUAGCCAGCCGAUGGCGCCUGGUACCAGGAACCAGCCGUACGACCAUGUGCAGGGGCUCGCGUGGAACCAACAGGUACAACACAUACUGGGCUCCACAUUUGCGACGAGAUGCGUCGUGUGGGAUCUGAGGAAGAAUGAGCCUAUUAUGAAAUUAAGUGACUCGCAGUCCCGCACGGGGGAGUCAGCGCUGGCGUGGCACCCGUCAGUCGCGACGCAGCUGUGCAUCGCCUCGGAAGACGACCAGGUGCCCGUCAUACAACUAUGGGAUUUGAGGUUGGCAGCGUCACCAUUGGCCACGCUGGAAGGUCACAACAAAGGCGUGAUGGCUGUCUCGUGGUGUAGACAGGACCCUGACAUGCUGCUCUCUGGCGGGAAGGACGGCAGAGUGCUGUGCUGGAACCCUAAUAACACUAAACCGGGCGGCGAGAUCCUGUCGGAGAUCAGCGAGCAGCAGCAGUGGGUGUUCGAGGUGUCGUGGUGCCCGCGGGACCCGAACCUGCUGUCGGCGGCGUCGUUCGACCAGCACGUGGCCGUGCACUGCCUGCUCGGCGGCGCCAGGCCUGAUGUCAGUCCGGCGGCGACGAGCAGCAUAGUGGAGUCGUUCGGCGGCGCGGCGUCGUUCAGCCAGCUGCCCGCCGUGGCGCGCGCCCCCGCCCCGCCGCCGCCCAACCAGCCGCCCACGCCGCCCGCCUGGCUCAAACGACCCUCCGCCGCUAAGUUUGCAUUCGGCGGUAAAUUGUUGACAUUCGAGAAAUGUCCGCAAGAGACCGGCCCGCAGAAACUUGUCUACAUUAGCCAGGUAGUAAGCGAGCCAGAGAUCGUGGAGCAGGCGGCUGAAUUGGAUUCCGUGUUGGGUUCGAGUAUCAGUCAGGAACCAGGCUCCACGGAGAAACUCGCAGAAUACUGCCGGCAGAAGGGCGACGCGGCGAUGGAUCAAAACGAACGAUACGUGUGGUUCUUCCUGAGAGCCAAUUUCUUGCCAUUCCGCACUGAAGUGCUCAAUUUAUUAGGAUUCAAACAAGAUGAAAUCCCAUCGAAGUUCAAGAGUGCAGCAGUUAACGCCGGCGAUGGACAACAGCCAGACCUCGCAGCUCUUAGCAGGGGCGAGUCCACGGAGACGGAGGCCGAGCUGUCCACGGACACCAGCACGGACCUGUCGGACGCGCACACACUGAUCGAGAGGAAGCUAGCAAACAUCGAAAUCACGUCUUCAGCCAAUAACGUGGCGAUACCCAACGGGGAAGACAUGACGAGCCUGAUCUGUCGCGCGCUGGUGUGCGGCAACCUGGAGGAGGCGGUGGAGCUGUGCCUCGGCGGGGCGGUCUCCGACGCCAUGAUUGUCGCCUCGCUCGGUAGCCAAGAUUUAGUAUACAAAGUCCAGAAGUACCACCUCAACGCCACCAGCGGUGACCCGGUGUCGCUGCUGGCGGGCAGUCUGCUGCAGUCGCGCUGGGACCAGCUCGUGCAGUCCGCCGCGCCGGCCUGCUGGAAGGACACGCUCGCCACCCUGCUCACGCACUGUGAUGCGGAGACGCUGGAACAUUAUUGUGAGAUGUUGGGCGACAAGUUGUCGCAGGAGUCGGACCCUGCCCUCUCUGCGGCGGCGACGUUGUGCUACGUGUGUGGGGCCAGCCCUACGCGGGCGGCGAGAGGGGGGAUGGGGCGCGGACAACGCGCUGCGCUGGCGCUGCUGCUGCGGAGAGCCGCUGUGUUAAGGGGACGCGCGCUGCAGUCGGAUGGCGGCGACCCGGCGGUGUGUGAAUACGCAAGUCGUCUCGCGGCGCAGGGCUGUCUGCACAGCGCGCUACUGGCGCUAGCAGACUUGCCCGCGCACCCGCUCCGGACAGGCUCGAGGGUGGCGGCGCCGGCGCAGCCCCGCGCGCGCACCGCGAGCUCGCACUCGCGCGCGCCGCUGCACGAACACAACCCCUUCAGCACCACAGCCAGCGUGGCAGCAAGGUUCAGUUCGGGCGUGCCGUACCAGCAGCGUCAAUAUCAGCCGCACCAACAGCAACCGCAACCACCGCCAACACAGCCAUUACAGCCACUGCAACCGCAGCUACCGCAACCGCCACAACAGCCAGCGAGGCCGGCCAGCGUCGGGCCUCAUGGUGGUCUGCCCAGCCGUUCUAAAUACAAAGUGGACCCUUCAGUGGCAGCGGCGCCUAUGUACAACCAGUACAGCUAUAACAACCAAACACAGCCAUACGGCGGCUUCAACAGCCCCUUACCUGACCAGUACAGCAGCGCGAUUAAAUCCAAUGAACCCAUUAAACCCUGCGCCGUUAAAUCCGAUGAAUCCGUUAAAUCCCGCCCGUUAAAUCCGGCGCCGAUGAAUCCAGCAGUGAACGGAGGGUAUUACGGGGCCCAGCAGGCGGUUGAACCCCCGCCGCACUCGAAGCCGGCCCCCGCUGGAUGGAACGACCCACCGAUGGUCACGUCUAAGCCUAAGCCUAAACAAGAAGCACCCACCUCUCAAGCGCCGAUCACUCACCCGCUGUUCGGCGUGGAGCCGCAACACGUACCGCUCGCGCCUGCGCCCGCGCAGUACCCGGGACAGUACCCGCCGCAACAGUACCCUGGGCAACAGUACCCCGGCCAGCACCCCGGCCAGCAGUACCAGGAGCAGCAGUAUCAACAGUACCCACCUGCGAUGCAGCCGGCGUACCAACAGCAUACGGAGGCGCCUGCGCCUGUGGAGCCGGCGCCGGUGCAGAAGCGGCCGCUGCCGGAGGAACACCUCGUGCUGCAGCAGGUGUUCGACUCGCUGCGGGCAGACUGCGCCACCAAAGCUGUCAAUGUGCAAAUGAAGAGGAAAUUGGAAGAUGUGCAGAGGAGGCUGGAGACACUUUAUGAUCUGUUGAGGGAGUACAGGUUGUCGGAAGCGACGCUGGGCGCGCUGCACAGCUGCUCGCAGCUGGUGCAGGCGGGAGACUUCGGCUCGGCGACGCAGACGGUGGCGGCGCUGGCGUCGGGCUCGGACUUCGCGGCCGCCGCGGCCUUCCUCCCCGGACUCAAGGCGCUGCUGCAGCUCGCCGCGCAGCUGCAGCGAUGAUGCUCGCAGCGGCGGACCGCCGACCGCAAUUACUACUACAUACUUACUGAAGUGUAGCCCCCC